Messenger RNA from Pocillopora damicornis (cauliflower coral), 2155 nucleotides. RefSeq lists its product as uncharacterized. The record is from RefSeq and is a predicted model, not a curated record. Gene Ontology annotation, molecular function: double-stranded RNA binding; RNA transmembrane transporter activity. Lineage: Eukaryota; Metazoa; Cnidaria; Anthozoa; Scleractinia; Pocilloporidae. Gene Ontology annotation, cellular component: plasma membrane; lysosome. Gene Ontology annotation, biological process: RNA transport.
UAAAUUAAAGAUUAAAAGGGAGUUAUCUGAAGUCUCAACAUGGCCGUUGCUGUUACACUUCUUCCAGUACUCUUGCUGUUCCCUGUCUACCUCUGGCCCUUCGUAACACAAGCAAACCAUUUAACUGUCGAUUGCUCUUUCGGAAAGGCAGAGGACUUAGCAAGCAAUCUUACAAUGUCUGCCAUGGUUACAGGCAGACUUGCAGCUUCCAAAUAUCAGAGCCACUUAUGUGUCGUGAAGACAAGUGGAUCAAGCCAUCAAAAACGCUUCUUGCAGGUGAAAGCCAAAAUUGUGAACAGCGAAUCGAAUGGAUUUUUGCAUGCAUCAGUAUAUGGAACAGAUAAACCCCAAUUACUGGGCAACUUGGAUGUAUGGAAAUCGAAAGGGGAUUGGAGUUCUCUCAUCAUAUGUCCGUCACGUGACCACAAUAACAAAGAUCAAGAAAAACAUCUGGUACUCUCAGGAACACCAAACCUUGCCUUUAGAGUGCAGGUAGAAAGUUCUGUUGUGAAAAUAGUGCUCAAUAAACCACUGACUUUCGAUUUAGGUCCAUAUGAAUCAUUCAAAGUGUUUCAGUUCAUCCCAACGGAAGACAUCUCAGAUAUGCAGCUUGACGUCACUGUCACUUCUGAAUCUGACGACGUACCAGCUUACCUAAAAGUAUCACGUGACUGCAAGGAUGUCAAUGAGAACAUUGACGUUGUUGACUAUAAGGGAGAGUCGAUUCGCCUGUCUUUUGCUAAAAAGGGACGGAUUACUUUGUCAAGAGUUUCUAUUCCACCAUUGACUGAUUCCACCUCAAGCUGGUUUAUUGGAAUUGCAAUUAAGAAUGCGACAGGUGAGACACCAGAUAAGGCGACUAAGACUGUGACAUUAACUUUGAAAAGAUCAUUUAAUUAUUCCUACGUUUGGCCCAUAUUUCUCUUGGUCGCGUUGUCAGUAGGCUGUGGUGCCGUAGUGGCGUGCUGCGGUAUUCGCUGCUUUUCGAUCUCGCAAGAAGGGAGAAUGGAAGAAUGCUGUAAAGUUGUUUGGAGCUGGUUCAAACGUGGUCCCAAAACAUACUCAUACAUAACUGGUGUUGCUGGCUUUGUGUUGAUGAUUGGUGCAGGCCAGUUUGUUUUCGCCAACUGGCAUCUUAUGAUACAAGAAGGAGACAAAGACACUUGUUAUUACAAUGAUUUUUGUUACAGGGUCAGCAAGUAUGGUGAUAUUCCAUUCAAUUUAAUGAUUAGUAACUUAGCAUAUAUGAUUCAUGGCCUAAUUCUAGCUAUUUCUGUGAUGUAUAUGGAGGCAAAACUAUUUUCUCGUCAGACUGACCCACCCAAGCAUGCGUUUUCCAUGGGUUAUGCUUUUGCCUGGGCUUUAUUUUUUGAAGGUUGUUUUUCCCUUGUUUAUCAUCUCUGUCCAACUAAGCUGACGUUUCAGUUUGAUACAGGGUUUAUGUUCGUCAUUGCAGGAUUGAUCGUUGUUUUGUUGUACAAUGGAAUCGAAAUGAAAGAGAAUUCGGGAGAAAGGGGAUUUGUUGACGCAGCCAAUUUCUUCCUUUACUUCCUUGUACCACUGUACAUUUUUAACUAUUUUGGCACACUGAGUCAUUCAAAAACUGAGCUGGUUAACGCUCCGGCUUUUUUUACUUUUGUUGUAAUUUGGUGGAUUUUCAUUACUUUCUGGACGGGUUGGAAACUAUUCCCAGAUUUUAGUUCAAUAAGUUACAUAAGAGAAAAUCUCGGUAAGUGUCUUUGUUUUUUUCUUGGUUUUGUUUUACCAUUCUUUUCAUGUGGGUUUUUUUCAAGCAAUAUUCCUAUAGCUUUCUUGUUUACCUGUAUUGCAGAAGGCAUUAUUGCUAUUAUCGGCACUCUCUGGUGCAACAGGAAGAAAAUCAAAUGGGCAAAAAGUAAGUGCGCUUUAUGUUUUCAAGUUGCUUAUAUCGCGCUUAUGGUUAUUUUGUGGUUUGUGGCUGGUUGGAUUUUUUUCAAAAAAGCAACAACAGAUAAAACGUUUACUCCUGAAAAAUCAAGAGAUUAUAACCAAGAGUGCAUAAUUUUGAAUUUUUUUGACUACCAUGACCUCUGGCACAUUUUAUCAUCCCAUGCUCUUCUCAUGUCAGCGUAUUUUGUCAUGUUUGCGAGUCACAAGGAAGAUUAAAUUGUCAUGA